Lingula anatina is the source of this 3836-nucleotide messenger RNA. RefSeq names its product ankyrin repeat, SAM and basic leucine zipper domain-containing protein 1. Lineage: Eukaryota; Metazoa; Brachiopoda; Lingulata; Lingulida; Lingulidae. The record is from RefSeq and is a predicted model, not a curated record.
AUGGAUGACCUAUGGCUUCACUGGGUGUCAGGGGAUGGCACACAGCUUUGUUGGGCUGCAGAAGUUGGAGAUAUAGAGAAGUUACAGCGUCUGCUGACUGCAGGGCAGUGCGACAUCAAUGUCCAGGGCUUCGCUGGGAUGACACCACUUCACUGGGCUGCAGAUCACGGUCACACACAAUGUGUCCAGCUUCUCCUCCAACACGGGGCGGAUACCAUGAUACAGGAUUGGGGUGGGAGUUCACCACUUCACUGGGCUGCCGGUAACGGCCGCACACAAUGUGUCCAGCUUCUCCUCGAACACGGGGCCGAUGCCAGUAUAGAGGAUUGGGAGGAGAGGACACCACUUCACUUGGCUGCAGAACAUGGCCACACACAAUGUGUCCAGCUUCUCCUCCAACACGGGGCGGAUACCAGUAUACAGGAUUGUGAUGAGAUGACACCGCUUUACUAUGCUGCAGUUCGCCGCCACACACAAUGUGUCCAGCUUCUCCUCCAACACGGGGCGGAUACCAGUAUACAGGAUAGGUUUUACAAGAGGACGCCACUUCACUGGGCUGCCAGUGGCGGCCACACACAAUGUGUCCAGCUUCUCCUCCAACACGGGGCGGAUAGCAGUAAUCAGGAUAAGGAGAAAAAGACACCAAGAAUGUUGGCAGAAGAAAAAGAGCGCACUGCCGUGGUUGAACUGCUGAGGCGUUUUGAAAUACCAGACAUACAGAUGUAUAUUCAAACCAGGACUCUGGAGUACCUUGCUGAAAUUUUAGACCCUACAGAAUAUCUCAUAUUUAACCUGACCAACUUGGACCCGAACUUUCCUGAAGUCUUUCUAUUGCACAAAAUUCAAGGAUUGAAAGAUUGGGUCGCCAUGAACAAUUAUACCACUAUUAAAGAUAUAAAAGUUGGACUACUGGCUGCAAACUUUCUGCGGCUGUCCAGUGCGGCAGUAGAGUAUUAUGCUGAGAUGGUGAUAAACAUUACAAACAUGCCCCCCGAUGAAUUUGAGGCACUCUGUAGAACCCUGACCACUGCGAAGUACAUGUUCACACAAAGUUCAACAACCCGUAUUCCGCAAGUUACGAGCUCUUCACUGAAUAACCUCCGCUACGACGCAUUCAUUGGACACAGUGGUGAAGACAAGGGCGUCGUAGAACCUGUGGUAGAGCAGCUAGAAAAACAGGGAGUCAGGUGUUGCAUUGGCAGACGUGACUUUCACCUAGGAAAGUCGCUUUCAACUUCUAUUGAAGAAGCGGUUGAUGAAUCAACGUGCACCAUUGUGUUCCUGUCCACAAAUUUCAUGAAGAGCCCGUGGUGUACAAGGGAAAGAGAGCUUGCCAUUCAUAAAGCGGUGGAGUCAAGAGAAAACCCAGUUAUUCCAGUUCUAAUUGAUUACUCUCCGCAGCAAAUCCCUUCUCCUUUCAAAGGCAUAAAAUGCAUUUCAGUCAAGCACCAAGAAUUGAUUCCAAAGUUAAUUGAAGCAGUUAGAGGAUCAAAAAAGUCUCCGACGAACGGAGAGCUGCAAAUCGCGCUUCAGAAUGCACAGGAAGAAAUCGAGUUUCAACGAGACCAAAUCACAGUGUUGACAGGCAAACUUCGACUACAGUGAAGGUAGUAUUUGUGGGACCCUUGCACCGUAUUGGUUGAUACAGUUGAUUAAACUUUUAAAAACUGAUUAUGAUUUUGACAGUUUUGAAACAUCUUGCGUCACCUCAAGAACUACUGUACGUACAUGUGUUUUACUUUCAACAUUAAUUUCUCGUGGAAUAUCAGCGUGUUGUUUAUUCUAGGCCAUGCACAUAUAUUUACUGCAAAAAUUAAAUGAUUGCUGUUUUGCACUCUUCCUUAUCCUAUAAUUCCAAAACUUGAUUUUCGUCAUUGUUGCUCUCUUCCCACUAAGCAUAAGCCUUAUAUGUAGCACCGUCUGUGGUAGCCGUUAGGCAGGUUUAUAAUGUUAUUUAAGAAUAUAUGACAGUGGCGGAUUUAGAAGGGUGGGCUCCUACUCCCGUCCUCUUCGAUUUCUGAAAAAAAUCAAACCAACGUUCCCCUCUUGAAAGUAGAAUUUUGACUAGCUGAAUCGUAGUUCUAUGUCGUACCAAAUGGCACCAUGCGCCCUCUAAAGUACCAAAAGUUUUCAGGGUACUUCAGCGGGCCCAGAACCCUUGCCAAGUAGGGGGUGAGGGUCAGCUUUGCAUCUGCGGACCCCGACCCCUAUAAAUAAUUCUGGAUGCGCCCCUGUAUUAGUAUUUUCUGUUUGUAACGGUAUCGCUUAUAAUGCUUUCUUUUCUAGCCUUAGUAUCAAAAUUUAUGCAUAAAGUAUGCCACAAAAUCUACCAUGUUGCCCUUCAUAUGAGGGCUUUAAUUCUUCUGCUGUAAUAAUGCUUUAUUGCCUAUUCAACAUGCUGGUUAGAUGUUUACUAAGAAAUGUAUAGAUAUGGAUAUAGGGUAGUUCUUGAGUUUUUUUCUCUCGUUGUGUUAGUGAGAUAUCAGUGUAUGGAACAACCAUCGGGUUCACACUACAAACAUUAUACUAUAAAUUAUAGCAGUGUUGAUCAACAAUAUAUAUAUAUAUAUAUAUAUAUUGCGUUUUCCGCAAAAAUAAUAGUUCCCAUAUAUAUAUAUAUUGAUUGAUAUAUAUAUAUGGGAACUAUUAUUUUUGCGGAAAACGCAAUAUAUUAAUACAUCUUUAAUAUAAGCGAAUGUUUUGUGUGUGACAUGUAAUCAUGCUUACCUGUAGUGUAGUAGUACAAUUAAAUCCUUCGAUCCCCUUGGGGUUUAUACUGUACAUGUAGCUUCAAUUCUACACAGUGGGGUUUUUGUUUUGUUUAUUUAUCAAUAUAUAAUUGUUUUGCCGUUGCAUACCACUGUAUACUGGAUAUUAAAUGUGGAUCACAAAUGGUCUGCUCGUAUGUUUGUUUGUGGUCAGUUUUGUUUUCGGUGAGAAAGUUGCAAAUUGUGUAAUGUUUUAUCAAAAAAGGUUAUAUUGACGAGGGUAAAUGUAUACACACUGACUAGCCGAAAACGCAAUAUAUUUUUAUAUUUAAAUAUAUAUCUUACUUAUGUAUAAUAUAUUUUUAGGAUACGAUUCAAAUGUUGUAAGUCAUUCCUUUUUAAUGUGAAAUGCUAUAGAUUUACUUUAUACAGUAGUAUAUCGUGUAGUAUAUCUUAAUAUAUCAUGGUUCUAAACAAUAAAUUUGUUUAAUAAUGUUUGAGUCCUUUGCUAUAGAGUUACCACUCUUUACACAUCAUGGUUCGAAACCAUAAAUUUGGUUAAUCCUGCAAGUUCUUUUUUUAUCUAUAUGAGACAAGCUAGAGAGUUACCAAGUUUAUAGUAUGUCAUCACUUCAUAAGUCAUGGUUCCAAACCAUAGUUUAAAAUCCUUUUCAGUGUGUUUGUGAAAAGUGCGAGUUCUACUAGUGCACUGGUACAUGCAAUAUACGUAGAUGUAUAUUAUCACCUCGUAUCUCAAAUUCCACAAUGGUAUGUCCUAAAUUGGGUUCCUAUACUUAUAUCGAUCCAUCUGGUGGAUCGCGUUAAGUUGCUACGAGCUCAACUUGAGGCUUAACUGUCUGUCACGCCUACCGAAUCAGCUAGUGUAAAGAUAAUUACCCCCUAACAGCUUUACUAGGCGUGACAGACAUUUAAGCCAGUUAAGUGAGACACCCCAAGGGAGACAGAUCGAUCCAAAACUAUGUAGGAAUGGUCUCCUAAAUUACAACUUAAACCCAUGGUAUGUUAUGUGCUUUAUGUAGUCCAAGUUAGUAAUUAAGUUUGUUGAGUUAUAUAACAUUGCUGUUGCUUUUGCUUUUUAGUGCUGAAAUAAAACGAAUCAGAAAAAUG